This is a messenger RNA of Enterospora canceri, 633 nucleotides long. Lineage: Eukaryota; Fungi; Microsporidia; Enterocytozoonidae. The record is from the annotation of a GenBank genome assembly.
AUGAAGCUGAAUAUCGCUCAUCCUGCUAAUGGAUCACAGAAGUGCGUAGAAAUGUCGGCAAAAGAGGAACAGCGAUUCUUUGGAAAGAAGAUUGGAGAGCAGUUUGAUGGUGCAAUCAUCAGCCCAGAAUUCGAGGGAACUUUUCUCCAAAUCCAGGGUGGAAACGACUACCAGGGCAUUUGCAUGGUCUCAAACCAGGAGACCACUAAGAGACUUCGACUGCUUCUCAAAGAGGGUGACAUCGGCUACAAGUGCAAGAGAAGGGGCGUAAGAAGGAGGAAGACCGUACGAGGCAGCAUGGUGUCCAACGAGACACAGGUGCUGAAUCUGAUUAUUGUGAAGGAGAACAAACCAAUUGAGGGACUCACUGACGUAGUGAAGCCACAGUCGCAUCUGCCUAAGAAGGAGAGCAAGCUGUGUGCCCUACUGGGACUGGAAGCAGGCGCAAACAUCAGGGAGCACCUCUCUAAGACGAUGCCAGGGGAGAAGCUGCCUAACAUUCGCAUUGUUCGUAGAAUAACGCAGAAGGAGCUGGAAAGAAGAGAGGCGAGGAAGACAGUCAGAGAGGCACGAAAGAAGAAGCUGGUUGAAGACAUGAAGAGAUACGAGGGUGUUCACGGUGCAUUGAAUUAA